This is a messenger RNA of Patiria miniata (bat star), 885 nucleotides long. RefSeq names its product intraflagellar transport protein 56-like. Gene Ontology annotation, biological process: intraciliary transport involved in cilium assembly; intraciliary anterograde transport. Gene Ontology annotation, cellular component: intraciliary transport particle B; ciliary basal body; ciliary base. Gene Ontology annotation, molecular function: intraciliary transport particle B binding. NCBI's taxonomy places the organism in Eukaryota, Metazoa, Echinodermata, Asteroidea, Valvatida, Asterinidae. Bases 49 to 285 code for a protein of 78 amino acids. The transcript is spliced from 4 exons. The record is from RefSeq and is a predicted model, not a curated record.
GACCAGCCGGGAAAAUUUAUAUGCUCAUUCAGAGUGAGAAGAUCAAGAAUGACUACACGUGUCUCUGGUUGGCAAGAUGCUAUGGGCCAGUUCUACUAUGCUUUCGAUGUCCUGGAAAGAUUGGACCCCAAUCCUGAAUACUGGGAAGGCAAGCGAGGGGCGUGCGUGGGCGUAUUCCAGCAGAUCAUUGCUGGUCAUGAACCAAGAGAAACACUCUGUGAGACAUCCUCCAAAUCUUGCGCAACACCAGUAACCCGCAGGUGGAAUACAUCAUCCGUGUCAUGAAGAAGUGGGCCAAGGACAACAGGGUACCAGUUUCCUGAGGUGGUCCCUAUCCUAGUCUUGAGAUUGUUUAGAUUUGUACAUCCCAAAUGUCCUGCUUCGCAAAGGGAUUUUCCAAAGUAUUUGUUCUUCACAUUGGGAAAUUUGCCUUGAAAUAUUUCUCUAUUUAGCUUUGGCAAGAUGGUUAUGCAGGAGAAAACAACAGUUCUGGAGAGAGGCUUAAGUCUCUCAUGGCAUAAACAAAGUAGGCUUGCCUGGUUAAGCUGGACUGUGUGACUCGGUCAGUGACUCAGUCAACAACUCAGUGACUCGAUCAGCAACUCAGUGAUUCAGUCAGAUUCAGUCAGUGACUCGGUCAGUGACUCGGUCAGUGACUCGUCAGUGACUCGUCAGUGAUUCGGUCAAUGUCUUGGUUAGUGAAUCACUCAGUGACUCAUUGAGCAACGUGGUGGCUGUCAUCAACUCAGUGACUUGGUCAGUGACUCCGUCAGUGCCUCAUUGAGCGACUCAGUGACUCAGUCAUGCAGUGACUCGGUGACUCGGUCAGUGUCUCAUCCCGCAGUCAGUGAUUCGGUCAGUGACUCGGUCAGUGCCUCAUUGAGU